AGCGGCAAGUCGGAAUGGAAUAUUCUGGGCAAGAAGGUGAGGGCGACCGCCCACUGGAAUCUGGGUACCGCGCUCGCGACGGUUGAGCUGUGCUUGAGGCUAGGUAAAGAAAUAGCGACUGAGGAAGGGAUCGAUGACCAGCAGAGCGGAGGGAAUUAGGGCACGAAUGGGGAUGGGGAACGAAACGAGGGAUCAGCCAGGGAUCGAGAGUCGGCCAAACUGGAAGGAACCUGAGAAGACGGAAAAAAACGCCUCAAUUGGAGAAAGUUCGGGGAAAGCUGGGGGCAGCAAAAAGGGACCUCAGGAAAACAGGGAAGGGGGAAAUGAUAUGAGAACAAGCCCUCGGAACUCAGCAGGAGCCACCCCUAAAAAGACAAAAGUCUCGGAUGCCAGUCGUAAAUCGGCAGAGAUAGAAAAGCAGACUGCAGAAUUUAAGGCAAGGCUUAUCGAGCAGAUGAUGGUCGAGGAUGAAGAGGACCCCCAGGGCGCAGGGUCACGUGAGGGACGCAGGACCGAUCAGGACGAGGCCAGGUAUGAGGGGAAGGAUAAUAGUCACAAAGGAACACCUAGUAAGAAGGGGAAGGACAAGAACGACCCCCCGACGGAGGAGACGGAAAACGUUAUGACCCCGUCUGCCAUCGACAGCGGCACUAGUCGACUGCCAGCCACGUCGAAAGUAACAGGGGCGUGCGACGGACUCUGGAGCCUUAGGGAAAGGGUGCUAGGAUCGUUUGACCCAGAAGGAACGCCGAAAACCAAGGAGAAGCAGAGGGAAAGCAAGGAAGGGGAAGGGACCAAUGCAGCUAGAGAAGCAGAUAGCUCCGAAGGUGGUCUCAAGAGGAUAGUCACCACCCUCACCCGGGCACUAAACAAGAACCAGGGAUAUCUCGCAGAUGCAAAGAAGAAACUCACAUUCGACGGGGCAAACAUUACGGAGUUCCUGAUAGACUAUGAGAACCUAGCAGCUUUACUAAAAUGGACGGAAGAGGAAAAGAUGGAGCACCUAGGGCAGCACGUGUCGCUAAGCUUGGGAAGGGACAUUAUGACCAUCGUCGCGUCUAGUGGAUCCUGGAAAGAAACCAAGAACGAGAUGAUGAGGAAAUACAUGAAGGCAAAGAAAAUGGCAACAAAGGCCGAAUUAGCCGCAGUCCAAAGGAGAAACUCUGCGAAUUUCCGGGACUUGUACUCGGGAUAUGAUCAGUUGCCGCUUGAUGCGCGGGAUAGACCGUACACCGCAAUGCACACCCCCGUAGGACAGUUGCAGAUGCAAGGUACCCCUAUGGGUUUCACAAAUGUGGUAGCAGAGGAGCAGAGGAGGAUGCUCGCCAUCACAGGGGAUAUGUUUCCAGAAAAGUGUGAACCGUAUAUAGAUGAUAAUCCCGUAAAAGGCGCAAGGUACAAGGUCGAGACGGAGGUCGAGCCGGGUGUGCGAAAAUUUGUUAGGGAUCACCUGCAGGAUAUCAAGGAUCUCCUACAAUGGUUCUUGCUCUAUAAUAUUACCGCAAGCUAUAAUAUUACCGCAAGUGGGCCAAAGAGCAUCCUGGUCGUCCCGGAGGUAACUAUACUGGGAUUUCGCUGUGGGGCCUAUAGGAGGAGACCCGACCUAGCAAAGACAGAUAAGAUCUCUCAGUGGCCGACACCCCUGCAUACCACGACGGAAGUACAAGCCUUCCUAGGGGUGGUUGGAUUCUGGAGGAUCUUCAUCAAAGGGUUCGCAAAGAUAGCAGAACCUUUCCGCGCAAUGAUUAGGGAAAGUGGCACUAUGGAUUGGACUGAGGAUAGGGAAGAGGCAGCCCAGACCCUGAAAGACAUCUUGUCGUCUGAUCAGGUUAUCUUAGCAGCACUCUGCUUCAAUGACGAAGUAGGACGGCCCUUCAUCCUAGAGACAGAUGGCGGCCCAAUGGCAGUAGGAGGCGUAUUGAUAAAGAAAAACGAGCAGGGCAAGGAAAGACCAAUCAGAUUCGAGAGUAGGACCUUGAAUUCGGCAGAACGGCGGUACUCGCAGUUCAAGAAGGAGGUCUUAGCAAUCCUACAUUGCCUGAAGACCUUCCAGGACUAUCUGUUCAGAAGGCGAUUCAUCUUAAGGAUCGAUCCCACCAAUGUUGUCGGGGCACUGAAAAAUUACAAGCCUAUAGAUCCGACCAUCGGCAGAUGGAUAGGCUUCAUAUGGCAGUUCGACUACAAGGUCGAGCGGAUCGCGGGGCUUCGGAACAGGGCGGAUGGGCUGAGUAGGGUAUGCAUCACGCCGGAGGGAAUAGAGGACGCGGAACCAAUUGACGCCUUCCUAGAUUACGAAGGGGGGGUCCUUGUUGUGGAUAACGAAAUGACCGACUCAACGCUUACAACAUGCCAAUUGCUGAUUCAGACCUUGGAAAAGGGAACGCCUGCAGUAGUUGCAGAACUCAGGGAAGGACCAGUCACCACAGUCAGGCGCAAAGGGGGAAAAAGACUCAUUGGGUGCGGUCGUAGGGCCCAAGGGGGAACUGAUGGGAAUGGCAAUAGAGGAGGGCGGGACGCCGUGAUGAACCUAGCAGAAGCCUGGGUGCAAAGGGAGCGACAAUAUUUAGUUAACCAGAAUCAAGAAGGGCAGGAUGGUGAUAAAAAAGAGCAGGAAUUUUUCCUCAUACAGAUGUACGAGGGCAUCUUCAGAGAAAUCGGUCUGCUUCUGGUAGGCAACAAGUAGCCUAGGGAAGUCAGCCCCAAGGCAAGGGAGGAAGCAGAGAAGUAUGUCUUAAGAAACG
Messenger RNA from Chara braunii, 2741 nucleotides. Lineage: Eukaryota; Viridiplantae; Streptophyta; Charophyceae; Charales; Characeae. The record is from the annotation of a GenBank genome assembly.